Podarcis lilfordi (Lilford's wall lizard) is the source of this 33084-nucleotide messenger RNA. NCBI's taxonomy places the organism in Eukaryota, Metazoa, Chordata, Lepidosauria, Squamata, Lacertidae. The record is from the annotation of a GenBank genome assembly.
GCCAGAACUAGCACUAAGAACCUGCAAAUUGUUGCAGCACUAAGAACUCUGCAUUGUUGCCCAUGUGGCAAGGUACAAAGCCUGUGAGUUACAGCAUUCCCAGGGUAGCAAAUGCUUCCUGGACUUCCAAUGCACCCAUGCAGGCCAUUGGCUUUAGAAAUGUAAUAAAAGACUUCCUUUUCUGACUUCACCUGGGCAACAACAAUAUCCCCUGGCUUUUGAUGUUUGGGAAUGAGCCUGAGGGUGAGGAUUGCAUCCCUCCUCCUUUAUGUGUACAACUUUCAGUAUGGGCCUACAUGUCCAAAUGCAAACACAGGUUUUAUUUACAUAUGUACCACCCUUUCAUAAAACAUCAGGGCGGUGUACAGAAUUGUAAAAACAUUUUUAAAACCAAUAAAAGCAGCACAAAACAAUCAUUAAAAAGACUGGCUACUCAAGAAAGUUUAAUCUGCUGCAUAGGCCUGUCCACAUAAUAAAAAAUCUUAAGAGAUGUCUGCCAAAUGUCUCUUUGAAGCAUGUUCCACAACAUGGGAUCAGCAAUACUAAAUUCCCAACUUCUGGUUGGGGCCAGUGUAAUAAUUGGGUUGUAUUCAACUACGUCCCAGGCAGAAUGCACCCACUGAAAAGAAUAAACUUGUUAAUUCAUUUCAAUGAGUCUACUGUGAAAUUACUUGGGCUGCAUUCAGACAGCACUUUAUUCCAUUUUUCCAACAUUUACUUACCUGACGAUUUCUGCAUUUUAUCUUAUCUUAUCUUUCACAUGAUGCUAAAGUCACAUUUGGAAAUCUAGUGGGAUCUAAUGGAAUUAGCACUCAUUUCUAUGUUAAAAAAAUCUGUUUGCAGCCCCGUUAACCUGGGACAUAGUAGGAGUUUUGUGUGGCAAUGUUCACCACCAUUCAUGUGAUGAAAUGGAGUGGUUUAUGCCACACAAUACAGAUUUUUAUAACUUUAGCAUGAAAAAUUAUUGUCUUACAUGACAAGAUAAAUCAUGCAUACAAAACAUGGAUCCAACUCUGAAAUAAAGUUGAGCAAAUGGAUGAAGGCGCUGAAGACACCAGGCACCAUUUAAUCCAGGUCUGAUGUUUACAACAGCAUUCUUCCAAAGAAUACAUGCAUAGUCUCAGCAUAUAACAACACACUCCUAUGCACAAUUAGAAGUACAUCCUAUUAAGUUCACUGGGGAAUACUUACAAGUAAAUAUGCAUAGGUUUGUGCUGCAAAUCUCUGAACAUUAUUUGUUGCUUAAUGCUGUGAGCAUGUUGAGAGUGUAUCUUCCACUCACUUCACACAUCAGGAGUUUGGGCAUGGCUGGCUAAUCUUACACCCCUUAGAGAUUCUGAAUAUUAAGCAGUAUAGAAACACCUACAAUAAAUAAAUAAUAGCCUAUGGCUCCCCAGAUGUUGCUGGGCUCCCAUCAAUCUCACAAACACGGCCUCAGGGGCAAUUGUAUUUGUAAUUUAUAUAUUUAUAAUUCAUUUGGUUUUUCAAAUUACAGUUUUACGAUCACAUAUCCAACAUACAAGAGAAAGGCAAGAUUCCAUAGAAUCUCCUGGACUUCCCUCCUCCCCUUUGCGGGUCCUAUUGUUAAUCAUUUCCUCCUGCAUCUUUUACAAUAACCCAAAUCUUCAUUUAUAUUAUAUCCAAAAUCCACCAUCAAACUACAAGCGUCUAACCCUACUCACAAUUUUAACUGUUUACAGUAGUUUUUAAGCUAAAUUAGUCAAUUGGGCAAUUGUAAUUCAGGAACGUUCGGAGGGCCAUAGGUUAUGGCGCGCGCCCCCAUAACCUAAAUGAGCAAGCUCAGCGCAAGGCAGAUGGAGAGCCGCCUUGGUGCCUCUGAGCAUAAGCAGAGCGCCCGCCCUGCUUUGCGCGCGUGCCAGUAAAGAGGAUAAAGCGUAUGAUGUUGUUGUUGUUGCUGCUGUCAUCCCGCGUGGUGUUCAUGACAUAUGCCGUCCGUUUCGUCCAGCCUGGAGGGGAUAAUCGCGGCUGCCCAGUUCCUUCCCCUCCAUCCCACCGGAGGCGGCGGCUCCUCCUCUCCGGCAGGCGGAGCCGGGAUGGGCCGGCGCGAGGAUAUGAUGUCAAGGCCGGAGCCGGGGCUGGGAUGUAUGGUGGGGGACCGGCUCGGAUGCGAGGAGCCGGAGAGCGGCUGAGGCGAGAGAGAAGACGCGAGGCGCGGAGGCAGCUUCGGCCUGCUGGGCGCGUGAGGAGGAGGAGGAGGAGGAGCGGAGAAAGGCCGCCUUGGCCUGGCGGAGUCAGGCCCCUGAGGAGAGAAGGAAAAGGCGCGAAGGGAGAAGAGGAGGCGGCGGCGGCAUCGGCGACCACCACCACCCCUUAACUCCUGCUGCUAAGAAUUGGGCUCUGUCCGGUUGGGGACGCCGCGAUGUCGAGCGGGGCGGCGGGCAGCGCCGUGUCGGACCCCCAGCACCCGGCCCGGCUCCUGAGGGCGCUGAGCUCCUUCCGCGAGGAGGGCCGCUUCUGCGACGCCCAUCUGGUGCUGGAGGGCGAGGAGAUCCCCGUGCAGACCAACAUCCUGGCGGCCGCCAGCCCUUACAUCAGGUGAGGCACGGCCUCGUCCUUGGAUCUUACUUAACCCCACGAGCAUGUGCAGAGUGCACCAGGCGGGUGUGUUUGGAGGGGAGAGCAUUUCCUGGCUGUACAUGCGCAACACACGCGUAUUAUUGUUGUCGUUGUUACCACCAUCUCCGAAUUAGCUGGCAAGCUCGGCUCGAGGCAGUGCGGUGUAGCGGUUAGAGCGGCCGCCUAAAAUUGGGGGCGGGGGGGCGGCACCCGGGUCCAGAUCCAGAUCCCCAUUUGGCCGCGAAGCACCGCGGGUGACAUUGGAGCAGUCAGCCGAAGCUACCUCACAAGGUGGUGAGGAUAAAUUUUGGGAGAGGUUAACUAUGUAGGCCGCAGUGAGCUCCUUGGAGGAAAGGUUAGGAUGUAAACACAAUAAAUAUGAAAGUCUGCUCAGUAAGGAACUUGAGCCCUAGGAGUCCGUGGUCCUGCUCUCUGUCAGCAACAGGGGGUGGUGAGAUGUCUCUGGGAACCUGACAGGUAGCACCUGUUAUUUAAAAAACACGGUUUGUUUUAAGAAUCAAACAGUUGGUUUGUUGGACCAGGACUUCCAAUUGUAGCUUAAGGCAAUACUUGCUAAGGACAGGAGGAGAGCCUUGCUGGAUGAAACCAGCAUAUCAAGCACAGCAUUUCCAACCGUAACAACCAGAGGCUUCUGGAAACGUGACCUGCAAGUCCUGAUCUUUCUAGCAGGAUUCAUCAUGGUUUCUUAAAAUGUGUUGCUGCUUGUGAGCUUCGCAGAGGCAUGUAGCUUCUUGACCACCGUUGACAACAGCUUUCAGUUAGUUGCCUUGGAAAUUCAAAAGUAGGUGAUGAUAGUGAUGGCCAUCUCUAAUAUUUUUUGUGUGUGUGUAUGCCGAGAACAUACUUUUUAUGAAAAAAUGGAGGUCUCAUUUAGAUAUGAUUGGUAUACAGUGGUACCUCAGGUUAAGAACUUAAUUCAUUCCGGAGGUCCGUUCUUAACCUGAAACUGUUCUUAACCUGAGGUACCACUUUAGCCGCCAUGCGAUUUCUGUUCUCAUCCUGAAGCAAAGUUCUUAACCUGGGGUAAUAUUUCUGGGUUAGUGGUGUCUGUAACCUGAAGCAUCUGUAACCUGAAGCGUCUGUAACCCGAGGUACCACUGAUGAAUUAUUCUCUAUUCUGAUGAAUUGCAACCUCCACAAACACAUCUUCAGGAUUGAAGAACUAAGACUCCCAAGAUGGCUUGAACCCCAUCACUCCUUAUUAAAUGCUGUGUGCCAUGUCUGAGCUCAAUAUCUUUUGACAGAACAAAGACUUAUUCUUGAAACUGUGUUGCCAGCUUUUAAAAAAACAAAACAAAACAAAAACUGCUACUGUUUAUGACAGACAGAAAGUGUUUCCUGGCUUGUUUUCCCUUAAGCAUGCAUUUAAAAGGUGGAAUAUUUUUUUAAACUUUCUUAACCACUCUGGAUAGUUAAUGCUCCUUACAGAUAUGCAGACCAUAUUUAGUAAUCUUGGGAUGUACACUUAGUUAAUCCUUUACAAGUCCCCACAAUACUGGAGUUCCAUUAGAGAGAACCUUUAUUUGAUAUAUGAAUGCUGCAGCUGCAUGCCAGAGAAUUAAUGAAAACGGGGCGUGGGUUGUUACCUCCUUCCAUUGUAAAACAUAGGAAGCUGCCUUAGACAGACCAUAGGUUUAUCUGGCUCAAUACUGUCUACAUUGACUGGCAGCAACUCCAUUGGGUUUCAAGCUGAAGAUGCUCUUCCAUUGAGUCACAGUGCUUUGCAAAAGAACUAAAGUGAGACCUGCAGUUCCUAAAUUUUCUCUCUCAUCCAGACACUGACCAGGCCCAGACCUGCUUAGUUUCAGCAAACAUACUGCUCAGUCUCCCUCCAUACUAUGCCCAGGGACCAUGGUUUAUGGGAAAGUAGAUAAGAGUAUAUGAAUGAUUAAAACAGCAAAAGGAGCUGUCUGUAACAGGAACAAGACUAUUAACUAGCCACCACAUUAUGGAUUCAGAUCUUUCUCAUUAUUAGCUUUCAUGGGUUUUCUCAUUUCUUGUUGACCCAGUUGGUUAGCUAACAACCUAGCUGCUCACUCCCUUUUCUCUUUUUCUCUCUCCGGCCCUGCCCUGGCCUGCUGUUUUCCUCUCAUCCACACAUUUCCUCAACAAUAGAAAGAGAAUAAAUUAAAAAGUGCAGACAAAGUCCUGACUUUUAAUAAAACACCAAAUAGGUCCAUACACAGACACACAGAGUUGUAUAGCUCAGCGCUGUCAUUUUGACCCCAUCUUGUAUUGCAUGCCCUUUAAAAAUUUCUGAGCUACUUUAAAGCACAUUAAUCUCAUUGUGCUGUAAACAGGAGAAAGCAUGUAGCUGUACUUUAUGAUUCAGAAAGGGAGGCAGAAGCCUAGACUUGGACCAAUUCCACAGGUGUGUAGCUUCUGGGGGUGAGUGCUUGCCAUAGUCAGGAGGUUAUUGCCAAAUUCACGCUCCCAAGCCACUUAUGCUUCCUUUCGCUAGAAAGGAAUACAGGAAGUAUCAUUUCUUUGUUUAGCAACAUUACUUAUUGACAUCACUGUCAUCAAUCCCUGUUUGAUGUGAUAAACAGAUUCUUGCAAAAAUCAAAAGUGGCAGUUUUCAUGGUGAGGGGUGGUUUUGAAAUUAUUGGUUAGCAACUAACUGAAAGGCAGCCACCUGGGGGAUUCAUGCUUUGUGUGCUAAAAAGUUAUUUCAUGUACCGGUAUAUAGAACUGACAUUAUUAAGACUGACAAUAAAUAGUAGAGAUGGGAGUUUCACAAUUUGUUACAUAUAUCUUGCAAAUGCACUACUUAUGCAUAAGGCUAAAGUUGCUGUCUUUAUAAUGUUAACUAUGUACUUCCUGUGCUUCAUUAUAAAUAUAUGCUUUAAAUAUGCUUUAAAUAAAACAACACACACCUGUCUAAAAGCUGACUGGACAUUUUAACUUUAAAAUGAUAUCCUUCAUUAUAAUAUGCAACUUGGUGUUUACACAAUACCGUGACACCCUUAGAGAGAGAGAGAGUGUGGUGCUUUGUUAUUUCCUUCUUGUGAUGAACUAAUAAAUAAGCUGCCUGACCCAGCAGGAAAGGCCUGUCCGCAACAUUUUCAGCAUUAGAUUGUUCUCUGCUCUCCCUACUUUGAUAAGUAGUUUCAGAUCAAAUGCAUGCUGAAUAUUUAAUCAUCACUCUUUGCAUAAUUUGCAUUGAAGCCACUUUGCCUCUUUUUGAAGUGUUAUGACAAAUAAGCUUUGUUAAAUAUUGGUAUUUUGACAACUGACAUUUCACCACAUAGUUUAUGGUUCUGGCAGCUUAUAGGGCAGUUACUAUCCUCCUUUAUUGGUUUAAGUGUAGAAAAAGAAGAAGCUUGCUUUAAAAUUAUUUAGAUUUGUUGCCAACACAUUUGAUGUCAUGUUAUGCUGAUUGCCAAUGAAUAUGCAGCCUACAUACUGAGCCCAUGUGCACAUUACCGAUAAUUCUGCCUCUAGUGCAUUCCCACUGCCAGUGUUUAAAGCUGUGUACAUAUGACAUCAGUCACAAUCCGUAUCUGUUUUGUAGAUUCUUGAGAAAUACUCCUGUUUGGUGCAUUUCCACUCAAACCAGCUGUUAAAUAGAGGUGUGUACAUUUGAGACAGCCAUUGUGCAUGCACAGAUGACAGCUUCAUGAAUUGGAGGUUGGGGUGUGUGUUGCAGGCAUGGAGAAAUAAAUGGGUAACGCACUAGGUGAAGACAUCCCUGCCCCCUCUCUGGUGUGUACAGCAGCAUGUCAGUGAGACUUGAAGUUAAGCAGGAGGAAACAACCUUGCUGCGUUUUAAAUGCUCUAAAAUGCACUAGUAUGCAACUAGUAUUAAACAGUAUUUGGGUGUCUUCUAAAGCCUCAGUUGCUAAUCCUUAACCACUGUGGUAGCAUGUAGUUUGAGUUCACUGGAGAAAUCAAAAACAUUAUGCCUAGCAUAGGCAGUCUUUUAAUUGACAGUAUUUUAGCAUCAGAUAGAAAUAAUCCGAUAAUGAAUUAUAACAAUAUAUAAAAACAUGUCUCUAUACAGUGGUACCUCGGGUUACAAAUGCUUCGGGUUACAAAUACUUCAGGUUACAAAGUCCGCUGAUCCAGAAGUAGUACCUUGGGUUGAGCACUUGGCCCCAUGAUGAGCACAGAAAUUGUGCAUCAGCGGUGCGGCGGCAACGGGAAGCCCCAUUAGCAAAAGCGUGCCUUGGGUUAAGAACAGUUUCGGGUUAAGAACAGACUCCAGAACGAAUUAAGUUCGUAACCAGAAGUACCACUGUAAUCUGUAUUGGUCCAGAAAACAUGAACAACUGGCUCAGAAACAUGAAAAGUUAGUUUAUCUAGUGGGACUUGUUCAGCUUUAGCCUUAGUGAGCUAAAGUAUUGAUGCCUACUGAAAUAAAGAGUUCUGUAGUUUUUUUUAUUGGCACAACAUACACAAUAGUUUUAGGGACAAUAAUAGGAACAACAAAUAAAAUAUUUGUAGAUGGUUGUAAGCACUGGUAUCCACAUUUGUUCCAGAGAAUUUGAGAAGGAUGAGUUAAGAUCUUUUUCAUUGAAUCAGUUAUUAUGGGUGCAGGAGUGUGCAAGUGUUUUUUAAUGCAUAGGGUUUGUUUUUUUUAAUUUGGAAUGGUAUCUGGAAAGGGAACAAAAGUGCAUAUUUUUAGUCAAACUGCAUGUUAGAUGAUGCUAGGUGUACAUUUUUAAGUGUUUUUAUCACUGCCUUUAGUUUUAAGAAAAGGAGCUGUUGGGGAACCUAAUCAGGAAUGCAAAGAAGAGCUUUCAACCCUGUUCCCCUCAGUGCCACACCUUUACAAAACCAUUCACCUCUGCUACUUCUCCUGAAGGUGCUUUCUGCUGCCUGUAGUAGUGGGGCUGGGCUGGGAUUUUCAGAUGGAAAUGGUGUGAGAGGAAAGGAUUAACCCCUUAUCAUGGGCUGCAGUCCCAGCCCAGAUCUAGGACCUGUGUAGCUACUUUUUCUAAAAAUAGGUGCUUACCAUAACAUGUAAUUUGACCUGCUGUAAAAAUGGAAAGUAGCUAAACUAAAGCAAAUUUCAUUGAACAGUAAAUAGUAUUUUGGCCUAGCAGAGGACCUAUUCCUUAAUUGUUUGUGGCUAACAGAAAUACAGCAUAUGAUUUAUUUAUUUUAAGUUUCACUUUACUGUACAUCAUUUAUAUUUACAAUGUCCUUUAAAGGCUCAAUGCAUCUUGAGUGCACUCAGGAACAGACUCCUUUGGAAGCUUGUAGUCUCUCCUUCCCUGGAGGUUUUUAAGCAGAGGUUGGAUUGCCAUCUGUCAUGGAUGUGUUAGUUGAGGUUCCUGCAUUGCAGGGGGUUGGACUAGAUGACCCUCAAGGUCCAUUCCAGAUCUACAGUUCUAUGAUUCUAUCUGCAAAGGACCCAGGCUAGGAGAAAACCUCUGCAUUUUCAAGUUAGUUCAGAGUUUUGUUUUCCCAUUUCAUAAAUAAGAUUUCUGAAUAGAUUAUAAAAAUUAGUGUUUUAUAGAUGUUACUAAAUUAUAAGGAAGGGGUCUAUUUAGAUGGUUAUUGUAUUCUGGUACAGCUGGUUUAAUAAAUAUAACUGUGCAUAAUUUAGAGAGUAUUUUUGCAGUGAAAUCCAUUAUGCAUAUUUGAAACCAAAACCAGGGUUUCCUAUUAAUGCAUCAGGAUUCUGUGUAAGGAAACUCUUCCUCCUGAAGAUAUGUUUUACAAUAGGGCAUUUUGCUAAAGUAUAUGUAAUGUGCCCCUAGACAUAAUGGGGAAAUGGAAAUGCUGAUGGAUGAAAAAUGAAUGUCAGCCCACAUGUCUAAUUAAGAAAGGGAGAGGCCAGAACCAGACAAAAAGCCUGUUGCCUGAAGCAAGGGGACAAGAAUGAGAAUUAAAAUUGCCUGAGAACAAAUCCCAGCUGCACAGUUGCUAGAAAUCAUAAGGACUUGCCAGAGAUAUGUCUGUACUUAUGAUACUGUAAUGGCUAGGUUUGCAAAGAUGCUGGUAAAAGAUGCAGAACAACAGUUUUCAAAUUCAGCUGGGAAGAAUUGACUGCUUUUAAUGAAAGGGCUGGUGCCAUGCUGCUUUUAUUGUAAUUAUUUGUAUGUUUUAAACAGAUUUUAUAUAUGUAUAUAGUUUUAAUUCUAUUAACGUUUAACUGUUUCAGUGAUUGGUUUUCUAUGUUCAUGGCAAUUCUUGUUGUUAUUUGUAAGAUGCCUUGAGUCCCGUCAGGGAAAAGGCUGGGUAUAAAUAAAUUAUUAUUAAUAAUAAUAACAGCAGUAAUAAGACAUUAUCAUUUUUAAUUGAAGCACUUGUUUAUACUGUUAGGCAUCCUGGGCAACACCCCUGAAUUUACUCCAACCUUGGAUUUGUUUACAUUUAAAUUUUUGAUUCAGAAACGGAAGUGAGUCAAAAGAGAAUCAAGAACAACUGGCAAUGACUUUUUUUAAAAGAACACCUUCUCUUCAUCCCAAGAUCCGUGAACUUUGGAAUGUGUGUUUGUUACUGUUUUUGAAAAAAACAAAGGGAAAGGUUGAUGUAGCUCGCAGUUUUGUAGAGAAGUAUGUGUACCUGUGAAUGACUUGGAAUAGUCAGCAAAAUGAUGUAUGGAUUACCGUAUUUUUCGCCCUAUAGGACGCACUUUUUCCCCUCCAAAAAUGAAGGGGAAAUGUGUGUGCGUCCUAUGGGGCGAAUGCAGGCUUUUGCUGAAGCCUGGAGAAUGAGAGGGGUCGGUGCGCACCGACCCCUCUCGCUCUCCAGGCUUCGCGGACCUCUCCGCAAGCAGCGGGAGAGCUCCCGCUGCUUGCGGAGAGGUGCCCGCAUGCCGAAGCCUGCGCGCGCGGAGAUCAGCGCGUCCAGGCUUCACGGACCUCUCUGCAAACAGCGGGAGCCAGCGCUGGGCUCCACGGCUUGCAGAGAGCUGCCUGUUUGGGGGCUGGGGUCGGGGAGCUUGGGCCUCCCGCCCCAGCCCGCGCCUGGGGGAAUAAUUGCCCCCCCUUUAUUCCCCCCCCCAAAAAAAACUAGGUGCGCCUUAUGGGACGGUGCGUCCUAUAGGGCGAAAAAUACGGUAGUCACCUGUGGAUUAAUGCUGGAUCUAGAUUGAGUAAGCAAUCAUUAAGGGGUUUUUUUUAUGGCUAUAACAGCCUCCCUUUGUAUCCAAGAUAAUAUGAUCAUAUCAUCCAACCCAAAAUAGCAGCCCUGGUUCAUAUGUUGCAGUAAGAAAGAAUUUGACUUACCAUGACUAUGCUAAUGUGUUGGCUCCCGGAGAGGAGCUCACACCAGCGUUGUUCCUCCCUGGAGUCUGACUCUAGGUCAGCACAAGACAACAGCUAAGCCCAAAGUUUGGCUUUAGUGUGCUGUCCAAAGUUGUGGGUUUUCUCUCCUGCUUAACCAUAGAACAAAUCUUGGCUACAGAUGAUGGUUAAGAAGGAGAGUUCAUCACCAUGAUCCUGGGUUCAGACAAUACUUGGGCUUAGUUGUUGUGUUAUGCUGGCCUAAAAAGCCCAGGGAGGGGUAAGACAAAUGUGAUCUCCUUUUCCAGAAUGAGCAUGUUUGUACUACUCCAUGGUUUGGCUUAGUGUGAAGGUACAAACACAGCCAGUGAGUAAGUCCCAGGUUCUAGUUUCAUCUCUACCACAAAUUCACUCUCCCAUGACCUCUGCUCCCUAUCUUCAAUAUGAGAAUACAGUGGUACCUCGGGUUACAUACGCUUCAGGUUACAUACGCUUCAGGUUACAGACUCCGCUAACCCAGAAAUAGUACUUAACCCGAGGUACCACUGUAAUAAUGCUAGCCUACCUUUUGUUGUGUAGUGGUAAUAGGGCUGGCCUGCCCAUGAGGCAGACUGAAGCAAUUGCAUUGGGCAGCAGAAUCCUGUGGGGUGGUGUCCCUCCCACCUCUGCUAGGGUUGUGCAGCGGCAGUGGUGGCUUCCAAUGAGAUCUCACAAGAGUUCCAUGAUUCUUGCCAGAAGCCACAGCUGUGUGACACCAGUAAGCAAGUCUUCGGCGGAGUGGGGGGCAUCUUUCCCUUUUUUCUCAGGCGGCAAAACAGAAUGGGCCACCCUGGGUGGUAAAAAUUACAAGAAACUAAUGUGUGUAGAGUGCUUUGAACAUUCAAAUGUGCUAUACAGAUGCUAAUUAUUAGUGCAGUGGUACCUCGGGUUAAGUACUUAAUUUGUUCUGGAGGUCUUUUCUUAACCUGAAACUGUUCUUAACCUGAAGCACCACUUUAGCUAAUGGGGCCUCCCGCUGCCGCUGCGCCGCCAACUCACGAUUUCUGUUCUCAUCCUGAAGCAAAGUUCUUAACCCGAGGUACUAUUUCUGGGUUAGCAGAGUCUGUAACCUGAAGUGUAUGUAACCCGAGGUACUACUGUAUUGCCAUACAUCCUAAAGGGGCAGGUAUGAGUUUAGUGGUUGGCAAGUAGAAUACAAUUCAAGCUAUUUUUAUCCUGUGUAAACUAUUCAGAUAGCCAAGAUAUAAUAAGAAUCAUUCUCUUUCAUUUUAUAAGACAUCUAGCCAUAUAUUAAAUCAGUGCUUCAAGUAUUCUGAGAAAAUGGAAAUAUGUUUGAUAUGACUUGGAUACACUGAGUGUGCCAGUGAGUUGGCAUAUUAGCAUAUCCAUAGAGAGCCUUGUCUGAGGGGUGGGUGGGUGACUUUCAGUUUUUUUCUUUUCUUUUUACUUGGCCUAUUUCUGUUAGGUGUGGGUCUGUAGAGCAGAGUAACAUGGGUUCCCACUGAUUUAUCGUGAGACUGUUUGGAUUACAAUUCUAAAUUCUAAAUAUAGUUUUAAUAUUUCUACAUCUUAAUGUAAUGUUUUUGUCCUGUUGUUAGCCCAAAAGGCUCAAAUGAUUCUUGAGUAAUUGUGCUGUAAACUUGUUAUUUCUGAUGUACAAAUGUCUUCCUAGAAGACUUCGUUAAAAACUACUAACAUAAAAGAACCAUAAAUAGAUCUAAAGUUGUUGCUAUCUGCUGUGGCUGAAAGAGGGUGUGGGCCUGCCUAUUCUGUCUCAGACUUCUUUCUUCUUUCUACUUGGCAUUGUCUGAUUUUUAUAGCAUUUUGAUUGGUUUUUAUUGAAGCUUGUGAGAAGACAGAUGACUAAAGCUCCUUAGUCAUUGCAUAAAUUUGGUGGUGUGCAUCACUUGGCUCCUAAUUUUAAUGACUGAGUGAGAUUUAAAUUCAGAUCUGGAGAUUAUGUAAGAACAUAACUGGGUGAGUAAUAAUGGUAGUCGUGCUGUUACUUUGAGUGUUUUUGGCUAAUGGAAGUGUUAGGCAACAUGGGUUAGCACAUUCCCUUCUGCCUUUAUAUGUGGAAUUACCAUUUCUGUUACAUCUUGGCAUACUAGGUUGUAUUUUGGUUUUUUAAUGUGAUUUGUAAGCUGUUGCAGUUUAAACUCCCAAAUAUCAUGUUUACUUUAAAAAAACUUAAUAGAUCAGAGGUUUUGUGUAGCGGUUUGUUUAAUGAACACAGACCCUUUUUAUUUGAGCUAGUUAUCCAAAUUUGCAUUAAUAUCUGAAAGAUAAACAUAUCUCCCCAUAUUUAUCCUUUAAAAGUUGGUGUGAUAGCUAAGAACAUUUGUUCAGGAAUACUUUUGAACAUAAACUUUUGUUCCUUGCUGGUCAGUGGCAGCCAUUUCAGAAAGAAACCAUGAAAGAGGGGGAGAUUGGACAAAUAACGGAUUAGAAAUGUUUCCACAAGAAAUAAUGGAAAUUGUCAGCUCGUUAUGUGAACACUCGCCUAAUGAAUGAUUUCCUGGGAAUUUCAUUGUGUUCAGAAAGGGAGACCUGCAUGUAAUAUAUACAGUUUCAGUUGUGAAAAAUGUCCAGGGUGGACCCUGAAAUUACAGCAUACAAAUUGAAGGAAUGUCAACUUAGGAAGGUGGUAGCUGAUCUCUCUUGUUUUAUCCUGCCCUGCUAGAAAAGCAGGUCUUGUUUUUGUUGUACAUUUAAUUGUGCAGAAUUCCUAGUCCCAUUUUCUUAUGACAUUGAAAGUGCAUUAGCUGCACUGAAUGUACCCCUUGGCCUUGAUUGAAAUUCUCUGUUGCUCUUAUCCUAAUUUGCUAUAACCAUAUUUUCAUGCUGUGAACACAACAGGUUUUCCAAGUUCAUGCCUUUAGUGUCUGCAAUAUGCAGGGGGCUCCAUGGCAAAGGAUUCUGGGGUUAGAUGAAUGUUGCAGGGUGGACAUUCAUUGAUACAUUGUAUUGAUACAUUGUCCAGGCCUACCCACCACCCACUCUUCCACCAUGCAGCCCAAAGCCUCCCAACAAAAACAUGGCAAGCCAAUGGCUUACACCGCCUAACAGACUUCUACAGAAAUGACAAACCCAUACCAGCACAAGAAAUACAAGAUAAACUAGGGGACACCCAAAUAUCCUGGUUGAACCAACACCAACUACACACCUCCUUAAAUAGCCCAGCAAUCAAAGCAGCAGGCACUAGACCUCUCACCACCUUUGAAAAACUCCUCCUGACAGCCGAGGGGCACAGCAAGUGGAUGGUGUCCACAAUGUACAAAAAACUACUCCAAGAUUCUACAAAGCUCCCCAACACAAUCAAAGACCAAUGGGAGCAUCCUAUAAGUUAUGAAAUAAACCCUACCCAAACUGUGGUCUAAACUACCCUUUUAAAUCCAUCUCAUCCAAAAGAAGGGAACUCAGUUUGAAACUAAUUUAUAAAUAGUACCUAAUAUCUGGGAAGCUGGCACUGAUACAUGCAGGAACUUCAGCUAUAUGCUGGAGAGAUUGUACCACCACAGGAACAUGCCUCCACAUGUGUUGGGAAUGCCUCCAAAUUCAACCCUUUGGAACAUCAGUCCUUCAAGAAACCUGUAAAAUAACAAAGCAGGUACUAGAAGCAACUCCAGAACUGCCCUUUUAAACAUUUUCCAAGGCAACAAUGCACACUCAGAUGACAAAGAGCUCAUAAGCCACUUACUCUCAGCAGCUAGGAGUGUCAUAACUAGACACUGGAGGGACAUGUGAGGAGUAAACAUGGACCACUGGUACCAAAUUGUAUGGGAAACAACCCUACUAGGAAAGCUAACCAACAAAUUGAAGCUAACCAGGGAACAAACAAAAGAGGAUGCCUUCACCCUGGUAUGUUGUUGUUGUUGUUGUUGUUGUUGUUUAGUCGUUUAGUAAGUAUUGGAGCCUCAGUUUCAGGAUCUGUCCUUCCAGUGAGCACUCAGGACUGAUUUCCUUAAGAAUGGAUAGGUUUGAUCUUCUUUCAGUCCAUGGGACUCUCCAGCACCAUAAUUCAAAAGCAUCAAUUCUUCGGCGAUCAGCCUUCUCACCCUGGUAUAGCUCAAACAAACAAAACCCACUGCAAUUGACUAAAUGCAACCAACUAAGCUGUGGAUUCUCCGGUCUCUCGCACCGCCUUCAAAGAAACAAACAGACAAAUGAAGGACCUAUCUUCACAAUGCUGACACAAAAACUGCACGUAUACUAAGCAAAAGAAUGAACGUUUAUCCCCUCCUUUUUUCUCCCCCCUCCGAUUAUUUCCACCUACAACCUCACAAUGUGUAUGACAGCAGUGUCUCACACUAACUGUAACUGACCUGUAGAAAGGACUCUGUGAAUUGAAAACGGAAACAUUGCAUGUACCCUUGUUAACUAUGGAAAUCCUUUAAUACAAACAUUUUUUUUAAAGGCUAUGUUGCUAAACUCUGCUACUAGUCCAGGCAGUGCCAGCUCUUAGUUUUGCAACAUUGUAAUUGAGAUAUUGAGACAUGGCCAGCUAUGUCAUCAUUAGCUUGCCUUUGGCCUAUUAAAUGCUACAAAUUGCAAACUUUAUAAUACAGUACCUUGUUUGACUUCACAAAUUCUGAAAGAUUAAAAAGCUGACUUUUCACCAGUUGAAAACCAAUUUUUUUUAUUCCUUAUUUUAAGAAUUUGUAAGCUGUUUAGUAUAAACUAUCUAAGCAAUGAACAAGAGUAUACAAAAAUACAUAAAAUAUAAUCAAUAAUGAAGCAGAAUGACAAAACAUAAUAAAAAUCCAUCAUAGAUGUUAUCAGCUGCAAACUAAAACAAUAAUUCAGCUUGGAAAGGGCGAAGUGGGGAGAAAAAAAGAUAAAUUCCAUAAUUCUGGUGACACCAUACUGAACACAUGGCACUGCCAGGAAGGCCUCACCAGCUGAGUGCAGAGACAAGUACCCUGGUUUUUAUACAGAGAUGCUGCAAGGAUUUAUUUUUAUUUCCUUUGAGUUCUGAGGUUGCUCAUCAUGUACAGAGCACCUGAAAACAAGUACGUAAGCAAAAUUUUUGGAAAAUUGCCACUCAGAGCAGGGUGUGGUGAAAGUUGAUAUCUUUAAUGUGCACUGCCAAAAGGCUAGGGUGUGACCUGGAACAGAAGGUGAGGGGAGACAGAAACCCUUGUUAAUUUGUUGAACAAAUCUUUAUGGGGAAGGGGUUUAACCUUAAAGUGCUGCAUCAUGUUGAUGUGGAAUAUAAUACUCCCUGAAACAUUUUCAUGAGCCAACGGCAGAAUUUACAGCAAGGAAGCAUUAUAGGUAUAAAAACAAUAAUGAUGGCUUGUCAUCUUUUAUAUAAUACAAUUAAGCAAUACUUCAUUAGGACUAACAUGGGGAUGUUUUCUGGCAGAUCACAAAUCUUCAUAGAAAUAAGUUAACCUAACUGUGUCUUGGUGCCGUCAGUUGAUACCAAAAGCUACCCAUAUAGACUUCAGCAGUAGAGAAAUCUGCAGUCAUUUACAUUGACUUGCAACAAAGGGCACCUGGUGGCUUUGGAUCUGUGUGUGUUAAUGUGGAUCUGCCCCCAUAAUAACUGAGGGGGUGAGAUAUAAAGUGCAAAAGGCUAACAUUGGCACAGAGUGCUCUUCACGCCCCUUCUUCAGCUCCCUCAAGGUGAUUUUCUGUGGACUUGGAUAAUUUCCUGUAUUCUUAGUUGUUGUUUUUUGGGGGGAGACCUUGGACAGUAGACGGAAGGCGAGGUAAAAGUGGCAUAAGUAGAGAAAGCUUAGCACCUCAAUCUUUGUGUUCCUUUUGUGGUUUCGAUUCCAUACCUGCCCAUUGUUUUACAUAUAAUUGAGGCAGGUUGUCAUUUAAAGCCGUGUAUCUUCUGUCAUCAAGUGUAGUUGGGCCCUGAACUUUGUCAUUAGUAAGAUAACACAUGAUACAGAGCAGGAUUGUUAAUUACCUCUUCCCUGUGGUAAAGGAGUUGGGUGUAUGUGUGCCUGAGACGCAAAUCAAACCGAGACUUCUCUUUAAAUUGCAACACCUAAACAGACCCUGAAGUGUUUCCAAAAGUGGCUAAUGCUGCCUUUGAAUAUAGGCAUGAGAUCUUCAUUCCAGGUCCUAUUUAUGCCUGUGUAAUGUGUUUACUGAAAAAGAUACCAUUCUUUUGUUCAACCUUAAGCAAUAGCAUUCUGCUGACUCAGUCAGUGUUUACUUGAGUGAUUUGUAAUAGAUUUGUAUAUCUGAUAUUACUAACAUUUUUACUUUGUGUUUUGAUAUCCUGCCUGGUAGCUGAUCUUUCCUUAAUGAGGAGAUGUAAUUUCAGAAGUAUAUAGCUUAUUCUUCCUAUAUGCAUACACACAGAGAGAUAGCUAAAGAGAGAGAUGCCUAAAGACACUUCACAGACCACCUGUAGCUCUGUGUUAUGCAAAUCCCACUUCGUGUUAUAUACAAACACUUAAGGUUAAAUAUUAAAGGUCAUUUUGAUGAUGAAUAAGACUUGUUAAACUUUCAGCAAAAUGAUUGCACGGGUUUAACUUUGUGACCAUGCCCUCUAUAAGCUUUCUGCUUGAAAUGGAAUGCAGGUCAUUACUUGUGAGUUGAUCUACUGGCCAGUAGGCAACCUAGCCUAUUGUUUAAAUUUGGAAACCUUCAAGUCAGUUUUACUCCUAAAAGAAAUGAAAUGGGAAUAAAUUAGGGGAAAACUCUUCCUGCUGUGUAUUUCUUUCUCCUUCCCAUUUUGUUUUUCUGAGCUGUUUUCAGUUGCCAUUGAAAGCUCAGAGAUGAUUACUUCAUUACUGCUGAGGCCUGUUGGCAUAAAACCUCAAAGGCCCUGCCAUUAGCUAUCUGAGAUUACACAUUGUGAUAAGAUGGAACUUGCAAUAUGACUGAGAGACAGUAUUGGACUGAAACCUGGGAGACUGGGGUUGUAACCGCCACUCAGCCUUGAAGCUCACUGCGUGACCUUGAGCCUGUCACUGCCUCUCAGCCUAUCCUACCACAUAGUGAGACAACACAUGUGCACCUUGAGUUCCAUGGAAGAGAGAUGAGAUCUGAAUGUAAUAAAAUGUGUGAAUGAAGGGCGUCUCCAGAUCAAAAAGGACAUGUGGGAAUGAGCAUUGAUUUGCUGGAUCAAAUUAAGGGCCAACUGAUUCACAAUGCCCCCCCCCCCCAGUUGCAGCCAGCAGCUCACAGACCUAAGGCUUCACAUGCCCCUAAUGGAUGGAUAAUAAUUUCUCAUUAUAGCAUAUAUCAAGAUUAUUCAAUGCAGGCUUUGCUAAGUAUGUUAUAUUCUUGUUCUGGCUAUCCCUUAUAUCUGCUCCAGUACAACUUAUGCCUUUCCCUAUUCCAGGCCUUUCGUUGUGGCUGGCAAAGUGUGGUCUCCCUUAGGCAUCCAGAUUAGUGUGUGGUCAUUAAUGAACGUUGUUUCCCAGGAAAUGUGUGAAUUGUUUUGCAACCUUAGGUUUAUAUCUGAUUGGAUUUGGAAAACUUUAUCUUUUUAUCACUUGAAAUAAUUCUGUACAAAUCCUGUGCUAUGAAUUGAGCAGAUUUAGGGAGUGUAUGCAUAGCAAAUAAGAAAUAAUGUGUUGAUCAAAAUUCCUGUUAAGAAAUCAGAGUUAGCUUCCUAUAUUUAACAGCUGGCACGAAAGAAUUUUAUGCUGUGCACUAAACAUCCACAGGCUGAUACCAUUAAGUGAUACUACAGACUUAAACAGCUGCUUUCUCCUUUUCUUAGUACCUCUGUUUAAUAGUGUGUGUUUAUAUGUAAUUGAAAAACCUAUUCUGAAAUCUGAGAAAUUUUCAUAUGUGACCUUCCUUUGUUUAUGUCUUGUUCUAAUCAUUUUGUAAAAACAGCUAUGUUUUCUGAUUUCAGAACAAAGCUGAACUAUAAUCCUCCAAAGGAUGAUGGCUCCACAUAUAAAAUUGAACUUGAAGGGAUAUCUGUUGAUAUUAUGAAAGAGAUUUUGGACUACAUCUUCAGUGGUCAGGUUUGUGUUUCCAAGGUUAUUCCUACAUAUCUCUGUAUGUCAGUUCUAGUCAUAAUCUACACCUUCAAAAAACCCUUUGAACAGAAUGGGCAGAAAGUAGAUUGAGGCAGGAAGUAUUAUCUGAGUGGCUGGUCAGAUCCCAGCCAAAGUAAAAAAAAUUCUCAUGCAAGUGCAGCUUGAGCUUGAGCUGCUCUAACAGAAAGAGUUCUUUUAUAUCGCCAGCUUCAGUCCAAGCUUUGGGCUUUGCUGAUACCAGUGGGGCUUCCUGCAAACUCCAUUCAGCAGAUCAGUGCUAAUAACAACCCCUGCUUUGGGCAGAGAUGAUCUGUGCUACAAAGUUCCUAAUUGCAGCUGAUCCCAAAUAACACAGCCAAUCCCAUGUGGUUUGCUUUCACUGCCAAUCAGCCACAUCGACAACAAGCCUCACUUGCAAUUAGGAGGACACUUCAAGGCUCCUGGUGGUUCCUCUGCUUCUGCCUCUCUCCCUGCACCACACCUAAUGUCAAAUAUGGUGGGUGUUGUUUGGGGAAAAUAGCCUUGCAGGCCAAAUUGCUACCCAAAUCAUCAGGCCUAAUUUGGUCCACAGGCCAGAGGUUCCAUACUCCUGAAGCAGACUUGUAGUGGAUUGCAGACCAGUUUCCCAUGGACUAUCUCAUCCCUGCUGCUUGCUGAGAUUCUUGCAAAGUUUGCUAAAUGGGGUGGAAGCUGGUCUGAUCCUUAAGUUAUUUAUUAAGAGGGCACAUUGCUUUGUUUUAACAGUUGAGAGAUUGUGAACAUGAUCUUACAUACAGUAAAAGCACAAGAAGACUGCUGGAUGAGACCACGGGUCCAACUAGUGCAACAUCUUGUUUCUCGUAGUGGCUAGCUAGAAGCUUUUAGGAAGUCCAAAUCCUGGGUGUGAAUGCAAAUGCCUUCUCAUGUUUCUUCCCCCGUGACUAGUAUGCAAAAGUAUACCACCUAUCAACCUGCAGGUUUCGUUUAGGUGUCAUGGUUAGUGACUUUUGACAGACAUAUCCUCCAUGAACAUUUCUGAGCCCUGUCUUAAAGCCAUGUAAGCAAGUGGCUCUCACCACAUAUUGCAGCAAGCAAAUUUUAGUAUUAUACUGAAGUCAUCCUACCUCUGACUCCAGAUGAUCACAGAUGAUCAAUGUGUAAAUGUGUGACAAGUGACACAGGCAGUAUACUGGAGGUGGAGGAAAGCAGGUACAUGGCAUAAGUCUGGCAUACACUUCUACUUCCCUCUCCAGUGCUGUGCUGUUAUCUUCUCACUAAAGUAGAGGCAAAACUCCACAAAGCUACGAAGGGGGAAGACAGUUAGUUGCAGUAAUGGACACUAGUGCUGCACUUUCAUACUUGAAACUGAACUAGUUGUAAUUUCCUCUCCUCCAAAAUAAACCUUUUGCAGAUCAAGCUAAGUGAAGACACCAUCCAGGACGUUGUGCAGGCUGCUGAUUUAUUGCUGCUUACAGACCUGAAAACUCUGUGCUGUGAGUUUCUGGAAGGCUGCAUUGCUGCAGAGAACUGUAUUGGAAUCCGGGACUUUGCACUACACUAUUGUCUGCGUCAUGUUCAUUAUCUUGCCUCCGAAUAUCUGGAAACACACUUCCGGGAUGUUAGCAGUACGGAGGAGUUUCUGGAACUGAGUCCUCAGAAAGCAAAAGAAGUGCUGUCCUUGGAGAAGCUGAAUGUUGGGAAUGAAAGACAUGUUUUUGAAGCAGUUAUUAGAUGGAUCUCCCAUGACCCUGAGUUAAGAAAGGUAAAGAAUUUGAAGUUACGUAAUGCUGCUUCAGAAAAAAUAAUCAGCACUUCAUUGUACUUGGGUGCUUCAAAUUGCAAUGCAUUGUGGGAUUUGGGUCCAUAUUGUAGACUAUUGAUGUUACCAGCAUCAUUCUGUCUGUACCCAGACAUUCUGCACUAAGAAAAGCUGAAUUCUGCAGCAUAUAUAGAUUAAUCUGGCCAAAGAACUUUACAUGUUUUGUUUACAUUAAUUUCCUUAAUUCAUUCUACAUUUUACUAAUUUGUAUAAUUCUAGCAAUGCCUAGUCAUAGAGAGGAGCAAGUUGCUGCAUAGUGGACUCCUGUCCUGCCCCAACUAUUCAGCUGCCCCUUGAGAUUCUGAGAUGUAGGAGGGUUUUCUUCACUCACUUUCUAGCCUAUUUUCUCAGCCGUAAGGACUAUGAACUUGUUUUAAAAUGAAAAAUUAGAUUAAAGUAAGCUGAUUUGUGCACCUAGUGCCAUAUUAUGUGCUUCUGCAGAAUUGCAAAAUAGAGACAGCCCUCCAUAUUACCAAAAUAAUGCAUAUGCUGUAGCAUUUUUCGUGUCAGUGCUUCCUCUUCCAAGUCAGUAUAUCCUGGUAUUGUAUAAGCAGGAAUUCUGAGAAAUAAGCUUUCCAUAAAGCCAUAUGCUCCUGUGACUGUUUUAUGAUUCAGCUUGUGUGUUUGCCUGAAAUAUCUUUCUGCCUCUUCAGGUUCACAUGAAGGAUGUAAUGUCAGCUGUGUGGGUAUCUGGGCUAGAUGCUACCUACUUGCGUGAGCAAAUGAUGAAUGACCCACUGGUACGGGAGAUUGUCAAAGAAUGUAGCAACAUUCCACUCACUCCGCCACAGCAGGGGGAGGCAAUGCUAGCAUCUUUUAAACCCAGAGGAUACUCAGAGUGCAUUGUCACUGUUGGUGGUGAAGAAAGAGUGUAAGUGGCUCAGGCAUGCAUGCUGUUUCAGAUCUCAGAAGUGGAUGGGGGUUGGAGAGGGAUGAUACUCGAGUAAGCGCCCUAUUGUUGGUUAUAUUUGAGAUUAAGCUGCAAAACUACAUUGUGCUUUAUUUUUUCUUGUAUGCCUUAUAACUAUGGGUUGUAUCCAAAGAUACCCUUCCAUUUGUGGGAGGUUUCUUCUGUUCACCAAAAGGGCAGUUUUGCGUUUGGACCAAGGUGCUGCACAAGGAAAAUAAAUAAACCAAUUCCAGAUAUGUUCUUCUGUUGUGCCACCUCUUGCACAAGUGGAAGCAUGAAAACUACUCUAAAGCCUACCUCCUACAGUGCCAUGUGCACUCUUACGCAAGUUAAUGUGCAAAUGUUUGUACAACAGGGCUAGCAGCUAUUAUCCUUCUGUCCACUGUUCCUUGAAUCCUGCCCAUUAGCAGUGUUACCAGUGCAAGGAAACAGGCAUUUUUCUUCUGAAGCAAAGGUUUAUGUGCCUUUGACAUGCAUACUACACAUACUACCAUUUAAUUGUUUAUAACAUCCAUUCAACAUGAGGAACUUGUAAACUGGCCAAAGACAGAGGUAUGUGAGCUGAAAAACAUGGAAGGUGACUGACUUAUUCAGAGUUCAUUUAUUUGUACAAAUUAUUGUCUAAGUCACCAAUGUGUGAAGUCCUGUGGAAAACCACCUCCUCAAAACAUAAGAGGGAACAAAUCACGGUUUAUUUCUAUAGGAAUACUGCAUAACCCAUAUCUCACCAUGCUGGAGUCCCAGAUAACCUUGCAAGCAUGUCUACAAAAACUGCCUGCUCACUGUACUUGUAUGUAAAUUAGCCUAAAAGAGAGAAGGAAAAUGUGCAGCUUCUGUGACUUGUUGCUUAGAGGCAUUUGUCACUCAACACAAGUGGCUAGACAAGUGGUCUCUACAAGCCUGGUCUAAACACACGUGCUUGGCAGAAUAGAAAUGCCAGGCCAUAACAUCUAGCUCAAUAUUGUCUGGCAGUGGUUCUCCAGGGUUUCUGACUGCGGACAUUCCCAGCCAGGCCUGGAAGCGCCAAGGAUUGAAUUUGCAACAUCUGCGUGCAACCUAUGUGCUUUACCAUUGAGCACUAGAGCCUUUCUCCUGACUUGCCUGACCUAUUGUGCCACCCUCCUGCCACACACACAAAAAGGAUUUAAGUCUCAAACAAAAGUCAGUAUAAAGCAUACAAACAGAAUGGAUGCUUCUACACUGAAGUAGAAACCCCAUCACCUCUGCAUUGUUGGGUUCUAAUCAAGAUUUGCUGUAUGGGCAAGGUUGCUGAGCUAAUUUAUCCUUUUUCUCCUGUUCAGAUCCCGGAAACCAUCAGCAGUAAUGAGGUGUAUGUGCCCUCUUUAUGAUCCUAACAGACAGCUAUGGAUAGAACUGGCUCCUUUAAGUACACCUAGGAUAAAUCAUGGUGUGCUUUCAGCAGGUAGGAAAGUUAUUUGUUUCUUUAGUAGGAGAAUACAAGGCUAAAUCUGUUAACUCAGGGGUCAGCAAACUUUUUCAGUCCGGGGCCAAUCCACUGUCCCUCAGAUCUUGUGGGGGGCCAGACUAUAUUUUUUGGGGAGAAAUGAACAAAUUCCUAUUCCUCACAAAUAACCCAGAGAUGCAUUUUAAAUAAAAGUACACAUUCUACUCAUGUAAAAACACACUGAUUCCUGAACCAUCCGCGGGCUGGAUUUAGAAGACGACUGGGCCGAAUCUGGCCCCCGGGCCUUAGUUUGCCUACCGAUGUGUUAACUGUUUUCAAAGCCAAUAUUGUUUGUUUGUUUGUUUGUUUGUUUGUUUUGCUUCUUUGAUCACAGCCAUGCAGAAUAUUAACCUGUGAAAUACUCAAGAAGUAUUUUGGAGGACAACCAAAGGGUGGAGACUCAAGAGUCAAGAUUGGCGACAUAUUUGGUAGAUCCUACAUCUAUCGUUUGUCCCCCCUGCCCCCAAAGCUCAGGGAACUUUCCAUGAGAGACAAAGUGUCACCACCAAAAUAUAACAUUGGCAAAACAACAACCACAACAUAUGUGUAUCAACUUAUUUGGAACUUCCCCAUAUAGUAUAUACUGUAUACAAAUAAAAUAAAAUUCGACAAACUUGGCAAUAGGAAAACUACACUCAUUCCAGACUUUCUGUGUUGCAUCACAUAUUCAAGCAUCAAUAGAUUUUGUAAGAAAGAAUUUAAUCAGUUUAAAAUUGGUAUCAAAACCCAUGGCUUUGAAGUAUUCUUAUAAGCUUUGAAAUGCUGUUCAGUAUCUAGUAGAAACUUCUUAAACAUGUUCUUACAAGAACGUCCUGCUUUAAAACAACUGGAAUCUUGCUCUGUGUUAUCUCCUAAAUGAAAGAAUAAAACUGUUCCCAGUAUAACACUUUUAUUUUUAUAUGUUCAUUGGAAUAUAAUUGCCACAAACUAGUGUUCUAGAAUAAAUAAAACAUCAAGCCGUCUUUCACCUGUUGCAAUACAUAUACUAUAAGGUAUAAAAACUAAGCAGCAAAAAGAAAGAAAUAUCAACACUGAUUUGGACCUGUAACUGCCCUCAUUCUGGAUACCUGAUAAAAGAUCAUGAUGGUCAUUUGUGAUUAUGGCUUCCUGGAACCUCCAUGUUCCAAGGCAGUAGGAAUACUCAUUGGUGGGAAUCAACCACGGAAGAGGGCUUUGGCCUUCCAUGUCCUGCUUGUCGGCAUCUGUGCGUGAUAGACCUCUGGUCUGAUCCAGCUAGGCUCCUAGUUCUCAUUAAUACCAGCUAGAUGUGCCACCAGUGCAACUUGCAUUUCCAAAUCAUUUUGUGGUCUGUUUUUCAGAAGGGUUCCUGUUUGUACUUGGAGGUCAGGAUGAAGAUAAAGUCACUUUAAACUCUGGAGAAAAGUAUGAUCCAGAUACCAAUUCAUGGAGUUCUUUACCACCAAUGAAUGAGGCAAGUCUGCCUUUUUAUUAGCCGUCGCCCCCACCCACCCCAAUUUCUGCAGUUUUGUUCUGAUCAGAUCUUUGGAUAUCCAUUUAUGUUGGUUAACAAAAGCUAGGAUAGUUAUUUCUGUUAAAUUCUUCAGUUUCUUUUGUAAGUGAAUUUAAUAAAUGCUACUCUACUUAUUUCCAAUAGGCACGGCACAACUUUGGCUUGGUAGAGAUUGAUGGAGUGCUAUAUGUUCUGGGAGGCGAGGAUGGAGAACGGGAACUCAUGUCUAUGGAGUCCUAUGACAUUUAUAAUAGGACUUGGACGAAGCAACCGGACUUGACAAUGAUUAGAAAGGUAGGAACUAAGCAAAAACAGGAUGCUAUUUUUCAAACUGUUUCUAAACUGCUGCAUUUGGUUUAAUGUUGCUUGGCUUCUGAGCUGCUCAUUUCUACACUUCUUUCUCGUGUUCCGAAGUUCAGAAAGGUGGCUAAAUCUCAAGCUGAUACAGAGCAAGGUUGAAUUCCAGAAGAGCAAUCUUGAGCCAGAUAAUGGCUCAAAACACUUACCUCAUCAACUGUUGUAUUUUCUGUUUAAAUUGCAUUAGGAACGGUAAACUUAUUAUCUGUUAGUUAAUGUGUGAGAGCACUCCUUCCCCCCAGAAGUAUUUUGAUUUUAAAGGGCUUGUGCUUCACUUUAUUUGUUUUCUUAUUAUUAUUACUGUCUGACAUAUACAUUAACCAAAUGACAAAUGGUGCAUGAUAGCUUUGGAUUUUGCUUUUUUAAGAUUGGUUGCUAUGCGGCUAUGAAAAAGAAGAUCUAUGCAAUGGGCGGGGGUUCGUAUGGCAAGCUUUUUGAGUCCGUUGAAUGUUACGACCCAAGGAUCCAGCAGUGGACAGCUAUCUGUCCGCUAAAAGAGAGGAGGUUAGUAAAUUACUAGUAACACGUAUCAUUGCCUUAAUCCUGCAUACCAUCCAGUGCUCCACAGGUGAAAAUAGAGGCACAUAUAUGUGUUUAUAAACCACCCUUAUUUCUUGCAGCAAGGAUCGUUUCCUGAGAUGUUACAUCUCCCCAAUUGCUGAAGGCUCCUCCUCUUUACAUGGUCUACAUAAGUGACCACAGUUAUUGUUGUUGAUGUUGUUAUUAAUUUAAAUUUAUAUGCUGUCCUUCAUCAAAAGACUAGAGGGUAGUUUACAACAUGGAAUGCAAAUGAAAGUACAUAACAUGAUAGCUAUACAAUGUGAAAAUCAAAACAAUUAUAGAAAUUAUGAUAAUAAGAAAUAUGUAAUAAAAUACAGAUUCUCAUAACAGCAACAUCAUAAGAACGAAUGGAUUUCAGAGUGUAAGCUGCAACUCAAAACACUGUCUAUUGAUAGGCAGUUAUGGUUGUAGAUUUUGUCUGGGAUGUUGUCUUUAGUUUGUGCAGUUGAUUGUUCCCUUUUUUGGAAAACUGAAUUGCAUUUUUGUAAAUAAUUCUGCUACCAAGGGAGGAACUUGUUAGGUCUCAGGAGUUAUGGUAGGUUUCAGUGGAUAUGAGAUUCAUAGACAGAUGAACAAUGGGGAUGGCAAGGCAGCUUAGAAACAAAUACAGUGGUACCUCAGGUUACAUACGCUUCAGGUUACAUAUGCUUCAGGUUACAGACUCCGCUAACCCAGAAAUAGUGCUUCAGCUUAAGAACUUUGCUUCAGGAUGAGAACAGAAAUUGUGCUCGGCGGCACGGCGGCAGCAGGAGGCCCCAUUAGCUAAAGUGGUUCUUCAGGUUAAGAACAGUUUCAGGUUAAGUACGGACCUCCGGAACGAAUUAAGUACUUAACCUGAGGUACCACUGUAGUUACACUUUUCUAAACAAUCAAUAAACUUAUAAGAUUAAAAUAAUGGUGACGAGCAAGUGUGAAAGGCUUGUCAGCUCAGGUAGCUGAUGUUGUGGCUUUUACAUGUGUGUGAUACUGAGAUCAUACUGUCCUCUUUGGUUUUCAUGCCUUCACCUAUACAGCAUGUAUUACAGUGGUACCUCGGGUUACGAACUUAAUUCGUUCCGGAGGUCCAUUCUUAACCCAAAACUGUUCUUAAACUGAGGUGCGUUUUCGCUAGUGGGGCCUCCCGCUGCCGCCGCCGUGCAAUUUCCGUUCUUAACCUGGGGCAAAGUUUGUAACCCAAGGUACUACUUCCGGGUUAGUGAAGUUUGUAACCUGAGGUGUUUGUAACCUGAGGUACCACUGUAUUUUCCUUGACUUCAUGAGUGAUGGGGUCUCUCUUUUUUAUAGCAUAUAUCUCAUUACAUUAGGCCAUAGUUUGUUUGUUUUAAAUCACUCCAAAUGUUAGUAGCUCUGUCAAAUUCUGCUUAAUGUCAAGAGAGCAGGAAUUCUGAGGUAACCUGGACACCCAAGAUUCCUCUUACAUCUUUUUUUUUUUAAGGUUUGGGGCUGUGGCCUGUGGAGUUGCUUCAGAACUCUAUGUCUUUGGUGGAGUGAGAAGUCGUGAUGACAAUCAAUCCAGUGAGAUGGUGACGUGUAAAUCAGAAUUCUAUCACGAUGAAUUUAAAAGGUAACAACUGCUAAGAUAGCUCACUAACAUGAUCUUACAGCCUCUAAAAUAGCUGUUGACCUUUUUAUCACUCACAGUUUAAUUGAAUAGUUGUAAUGCAACUGCAUAUGUGGAGGUGCCCUGUAGAGGCUGUCUUUUUCUGAGUCUAGCCCAGCGCAGUCUGCUCUGAUUGAGAGUUUAUAGAGGUGCUGCCAGACUGAUAUAUUUUCCAACGCUAAGUGUAACCUGAUAUUAUUUAGCCUGAAAUUCCAGCCAGGGACAGUCUGCAUGCAGUACAUGGGCUCCAUUGCUGAGUUAUGGUCUCUCCCCUUUGGGGGAAAAAAAUAAAAUAUAUGCCCUGUUGCAUGAGUAAAUCUAACCCCUGGCAUUUUUUCCAGAUAGAAUAAUAGAUUUAUUUUUAUGAAGUAUUAGUGUAUGCCAGCCUUGUUUGGUUUUUCAUUUAAAUCUUAACUUGACCUGUAAGCUGCGUCUGCAUAGUUUUCAUGAGAACUGGCUCAAAGUUCUUGCUUCUGUGGGUUAUGCCUGAAAUAAUAAGCAAGACUGAAUACUUAACAGUGGUGCCAUACUAAUUGUGUAAUGUUAAUCUUCCUGUUCUGGGAGCAUGUCUGCAUUCAAUAAAUCUUUCUAGACAUGUGGUUCCACUUGUUUACAUCUGUUAACCAGAAGAUUAGGCCAGUGGAAGUGAUAAUAUUCCAGCUGAACUAUUUAAAAUUUUAAAAGAUGAUGCUGUUAAGGUGCUACACUCAAUAUGCCAGCAAAUUUGGAAAACUCAGCAGUGGCCAGAGGAUUGGAGAAGAUCAGUCUACAUCCCAAUCCCAAAGAAGGGCAGUGCCAAAGAAUGCUCCAACUACCGCACAAUUGCACUCAUUACACACGCUAGCAAGGUUACGCUUAAAAUUCUACAAGGCAGGCUUAAGCAGUAUGUGGACCGAGAACUCCCAGAAGUGCAAGCUGGAUUUAGAAGAGGCAGAGGAACCAGAGACCAAAUUGCAAACAUGCGCUGGAUUAUGGAGAAAGCUAGAGAGUUCCAGAAAGACAUCUACUUCUGCUUCAUUGACUAUGCAAAAGCCUUUGACUGUGUCGACCACAGCAAACUAUGGCAAGUUCUUAAAGAAAUGGGAGUGCCUGAUCACCUCAUCUGUCUCCUGAGAAACCUCUAUGUGGGACAAGAAGCUACAGUUAGAACUGGAUAUGGAACAACUGACUGGUUCAAAAUUGGGAAAGGAGUAUGGCAAGGCUGUAUAUUGUCCCCCUGCUUAUUUAACUUAUAUGCAGAAUUCAUCAUGCGAAAGGCUGGGCUGGAUGAAUCCCAAGCCGGAAUUAAGAUCGCUGGAAGAAAUAUCAACAACCUCAGAUAUGCAGAUGAUACAACCUUGAUGGCAGAAAGUGAGGAGGAAUUAAAGAACCUUUCAAUGAGGGUGAAAGAGGAGAGCGCAAAAUAUGGUCUGAAGCUCAACAUCAAAAACGAAGAUCAUGGCCACUGGUCCCAUCACCUCCUGGCAAAUAGAAGGGGAAGAAAUGGAGGCAGUGAGAGAUUUUACUUUCUUGGGCUCCUUGAUCACUGCAGAUGGCGACAGCAGUCAUGAAAUUAAAAGACGCCUGCUCCUUGGGAGAAAGGCGAUGGCAAACCUAGACACCAUCUUAAAAAGCAGAGACAUCACCUUGCCAACAGAGGUCCGUAUUGUUAAAGCUAUGGUUUUCCCAGUAGUGAUGUAUGGAAGUGAGAGCUGGACCAUAAAGAUGGCUGAUCGCCGAAGAAUUGAUGCUUUUGAACUAUGGUGCUGGAGGAGACUCUUGAGAGUCCCAUGGACUGCAAGAAGAUCAAACAUAUCCAUUCUGAAGGAAAUCAGCCCUGAGUGCUCACUGGAAGGACAGAUCCUGAAGCUGAGGCUUCAGUACUUUGGCCACCUCAUGGGAAGAGAAGACUCCCUGGAAAAGACCCUGAUGUUGGGAAAGAUUGAGGGCACAAGAAGAAGGGGACGACAGAGGACGAGAUGGUUGGACAGUGUUCUCAAAGCUACAAACAUGAGUCUGAUCAAACUGCGGGAGGCAGUGGAAGACAGAAGUGCCUGGCGUGCUCUGGUCCAUGGGGUCACGAAGAGUCGGACACGACUAAACGACUAAACAACAACCAGAAGAUGGUGCUAUUUUACAAGGAUGGACUGUUUUUUCGACCUCUCUCUCUCUUUUCUCUUGUUAUAACUGUGUGCCAGACAGCCAUUUUUGUGUCCCUGCUUUCUUCCUGUACUGGGACUGCAAGCUGCUCUUUUGUUCGUGCACAUCUUUAAAGUUACUCAAGCAGCUCUGUGCUCUUAAACACAUGCCAACAAACUUGCUGGAGUGAAUAGAGCAGAGGAGGAAGAGUGGCUCAACAGUGAGGAUUAGAGACAUUGCAAGAAAUUAAUGAAUACAAAUAUUUGAACCCUAUAUUUAGAUUUUGAGUUGCUGGUCAGCCUAGCACAGCAUUGUCUGCUCUGACAGGUGGCAGCUCUCAGAUGGAGUUGUCAUACCACCUGAAAUCCUUUCAUUUGAAGAUGAGAUUGCGCCUAGGACCUUCAGAAUCCACUGAGUAAUGAAGCCUCCCAUCAUGUAAAGGUUGACGCCUGUUAGAUAAGAUGCUAAUAUUUGCACUAAAAAAAUGGAGCACUGACAAGGGCAGGACACAGGAAACAGUGUAGAUUUCAGGUACUAAUUGUACAAAAGACAGCUUGUAUGGACAUUUUGACAUCCACCUUCUUUAUCCACGAAAAGGAUUCUGGUAUGCAUUCAAGACCCAACCUAGAUGAAUAGGGAGGUAGGCCUCGAGGUGUAACACAACAUCAGGUUAGAAAUCCUAUUCUUAAGAUAUCCACGGACUUUCAUUCAUUAUUUUUGCCCUAGGUGAGUAAAUUGUGAGGCGAAUAUCUUUGGCAUCUGUGUGUCUCUUGGUUGCAAAAAGCCCUCUACAAAUUAUACUUUAAAGGUUGCCCUUUCUUGCAGGUGGAUCUACUUGAAUGAUCAGAACUUAUGCAUCCCAGCCAGUUCUUCGUUUGUGUAUGGAGCUGUGCCCAUUGGGGCUAGUAUCUAUGUGAUUGGGGAUCUUGAUACAGGUUAGAGUCUAAACAAUAUAUCUUGUGUUUUUUUCCUUUAUUGUAUGUAUUUGUUUCUCAGAGGACAUACUGUAAGGCAGAGGUAGCUAAUGUGCUCCUCAAGAGUUUUGCUACUUACAUUUUUGGAGUACUGAUAGUAUGAAACUCUUUGGUGAUUCCAUGUUUAAUUCUUUAGUUCUUUUGUAGCUUGUUCCACUUGCUUAAAAUUAAAUCCCACACUUAAAAUAUAUAAGGCAGAUUAGGGGAGGAGACUUCAUUCAUCACCUUUCUAUCUGAGUGCCUUUUGGAGAGCAACCAUGCUAAGUGUUUCACUUUAAUGAACAUUGUUGAUGUGAAAUUAUAGCUGGGAAAGCAAAUUAUCUUGUUUUCACUUAUUUAAAAUAAGUAUAACCUAGUUUUCUUUCUUUCUAUUCUAUCAUGCAUUUUGUUCUAAUAAGCUUGACUUGUUCAACCAAACUGAGGGUAAUUCGCUUUUGCCACCGAUCCCUGUCUCUUUGAAAAAAGUAGCCAUGUUAGUUCACUUCAGUAAAAAUGACCAUUCUGUGACAUCUUAAGUAAUUUGUUAUGUAAUUUGUCACUUGCAGUUCACAAAAGACUCAUGUGAUAAAGUUGACUCUGGUCAAUGAAAACUCAUUGCACAAUAAUGCGUAUUCUGGGAUUUCAAAGCACCAUGUACUGCUUGAAUUGCAUUUAUCUGCCUUGUUCAUUUAUCUGUUUUGGCCAAGGCCUUUUUUUGUAUAUUCAGAGCAGUUAAUCUUGCCAAAGGAUUAGGAUAUCGGCAUUCUCUCAUCAGCUUGGCAAGUGAGUCAACAUAGGCUCCAAAAACCAUCUGUUGGUCAUGUUCAGCCUUUACUCAUCCAUCCAGUGUUUUCCUCACGUCUUUAAAAACAGUCACUGAAAACUAGGACAUAAAAGGAAAUUUUGAAGCCUUCUGCAGUAUCACUGCUAAACCACUUGUCUGGCUUCUUCCCAAAAGACAAGCCCAAAUGUCAUCUCAAGAGCCAAAGGUGUCCAUUAAUGCUGCAUUUGUUGCAUCUUAGCCUUUUAGCAUUUUGCUAUAAAACCUUUUCAGACCUGUGCUAUACAAACUUGAAGGGGGAGGGGUUUUUCUUUGGAUUUAAAUAGUUUAUAUGUUGCUAGCUCCUGUUCUUAAAUGGUCCAUCAUUGAAAUACCACAUUCUGUAUUCUCAAAUAACAUUUUACAACUAACAACUAUCUCUUUCUUGGUAUGUUUAGGGCACAGCAAAUAGGGGAGGGGGUUGGGUAAAAAAUGUCAGAAAUAAAUAUAUCCUUAAUCUGCAUAUUUGCAAUAGAGCCUUCCCAUAUAAUAAGAGUGUGAGAUGCAAAAUGCAUUUGUUUUUCAACUUGGUAUUGCUUUGCAUUUUUUUAAAGUGAGGGAAACCCAGUUUGGCAACAGGUUUCCAUUUCGAAUUCCACUGAUGCUAUUGAGUAAAUCUUUUCCCAUAUGCUGUUUAAAUCCCAAAGCUAAAAAUAUAUUUCCUAAUAGGUACCAAUUACGAUUAUGUUCGAGAAUUUAAAAGAAGCACUGGAACUUGGCACCAUACUAAGCCACUCUUUCCAUCGGAUCUUCGCCGUACUGGAUGUGCAGCUUUGCGUAUAGCAAACUGCAAGCUUUUCCGGCUCCAGCUCCAGCAAGGAUUGUUCCGCAUCCGUGUUCCUUCUCCUUGAGAGAACUUCAGAAAACAGAGGAGAUGGGAAUAAUUUGAGAGGCACUCCACCAUAACAAUAUAUCUUUAUAUAGAGGAGAAACAAACAUCUUGCGGCAGAAACUUAAACUGUAUGCUCGGCUUUGGUAUGGUAUCUGUCCUGUUUUUUUAACUGCUUAAAUGCUUAAGCCUCAGCAUUUGCUUUGGGGCAAGUCAUUGUACAUUGAGAAACAUGGUUGAGGAGGUAUCUUAAGUUCAGUUUAUCUAAAGAUACUAAACCAUGCUAUUGAAGCAGUUCCUUUGCUUCAAACCAGGAGGAGUGGAUUAAAAAAAUGAAACCUAUUGAAAUUGGGACGGUGGGGGAAUCAGUAAGGGACAUUUUCAUCAAGGAGAAUUGUUACAUUGAUAACACAGGAAAUCCUGUAUGAAAACCGAUUUCACUAGUAUGCCAAAAGAGACUGUUAACUCUACUGUGGAGAAAGAUGGGCAGUUGCACCUUUUACUUCAAGGCCUUCCUGACAAUUUAAGGCCUGUGCCUGAAAGGAUAGAAUUGUACAUAUGUCACUUUUCAGUGUGUUUUCACUCCUAAUAAUCUUUUUAAAAACAUACCAGUAUGUUUAAAAUGGACUAAACUGAGCUAAAGAUUUCAGUACAGUAGAGAACUGAGAGUGACACAGAUUCUUUUGUAAAUCUUGUGUACGUCAAAUGAUCUAAAAUGGUGUGUCAUAUGUGGACCAGCACAAAGCCACAUGCUGCAGUAACCACUCACUUGAAAAACAGUAAGUGAGGUUGGGUGGGUGGGUGAAGGCUGGGUUUUCCAGAAUUGCCAUGCUAUUACUAUCAGCGAGUUUACGCAGCACACAAAUCUGAUUCUGAUUCUGAUUAUUUAUUAAAGAGAAAUACAAUGAGUAUUUUUCCAAACAACUUGAAAGUUGCUGCAGGUUUACAGGGCUGAAAACUUUAAUACCUAUACUAGUGCAAAAAGUGAGGAAUGUAAAAGACUGAUUUUUAACUUGUGGGGAGGGUGGGAGUGGAACUAUUAAACAGUAAUACAUUUCAGACUUGCUCUGGAGAAUUAUAUUGGGAUCAAAAGCUGGUGUACAAAUGACCUAUUUCUAAGAUAUAGUCUUACUACUGAGUACUGUUGAACUUUAGAGUGCAGUUAUAGUGAAGUAUUUUUUUCUGGGUUUUUUUGUAACUUUUUGCUCACAAAUAAUAAUAUUUAAUUGAUAGCAAUUUUUUGCUGGUAGAACACUGUUUACCUCACUACUGAAACUUUAUUUUGUUACUUUGUUAGUGAAACACAAUAAUUUUAAAAAAGAAGAAAUGGAAAAGGGCACAGUCUUGCACUACAACCUUUGCAAACUAUAUCCUUAUAAGAUUUAGUGCUUUACACUUUGGAAAGUUGUAGGACCUCAGCUGUGCCUGUUGCACUGCAGUGUUGCAGGGCCAGAUGUUGCUCUUGUUUACGCUACCAUAGACCCAGAGGGGUGCCUGCUGUCUUAGAAGGUAACACUGAAAGAGAAGUGACAACUAGUACCACACAACAAUGCUGUAUUAAUUCUGUUGGAAGAGACACUCCAGAAUCUAGGAAGUUUUGACAAGAGUAAGCACAUUUUAAGCCUCAUUUAGUUCAAGAGAAGAGAUUUACCACGCAAUUUUGUGCAUGUCUACUGUGAAAUAAGUCCCAUUAAGUUCAGUAGGUCUUGCUCUUCAGUAACUGUGUUUAAAAUUGCAGCCUUAAGCACAUGCUCAACAUGUCCACUGUUUGUUAGCUUGAUCAUGGCAUUCGUUCUUAAUAAGAUAGGUCAAUCAUGUCACACUUACACAAAGAGUGUAUUCUAUGCAUUUGUGCCAUUGCGGAUACAAUUCAGAAAUUGAAGUAUCAGAAUUCUGACUCUGCUCAGAGGUUACAAUCCAAAAUAACAUUUGUCUUGACUCAUGCAAGCAAUGGAACCACAACUCUGCCCCACUCCCCAAACAGUGGGAGCUGAGAGAUGCUUCUAAGUGCAUUCAUAUAAUACUAUAAACUAUUUUCUCGUCAACUUCAGAGGUUUUGCAGAAAAUCCAAUGGCUGCAAUUCUCGAGUAAGCCACCCUCUUUUACAGUCUCCCAAUUUUCCCUCUCAGCAGCAAGUGGCCAACUUACAGGGGUGCCUUGCAAGACGAAAUUAAUUCGUUCUGCGAGUUUUUUCGUCUUGUGAAUUUUUCGUCUUGCGAAGCACGGUUUCCCAUAGGAAUGCAUUGAAAAUCAAAAAAGGCUACCACACCUCAAAAACCUCAAAAAAGGCUACCACACUGCGUGCUAUGAGUUGCUCCUCGAAGUCAAGUCGCAACUGCACCUCUUCAAGAAAUGCACCCUGGGUACAGUAUUAACGGUUUUAAGAAAAAGGAAACAAACUUGCAAGACGUUUUCGUCUUGCGAAGCAAGCCCAUAGGGAAAUUUGUCUUGCGAAGCAACUC